This is a messenger RNA of Raphanus sativus (radish), 873 nucleotides long. Its product is annotated as ethylene-responsive transcription factor 12-like. Gene Ontology annotation, biological process: regulation of DNA-templated transcription. The transcript has a single exon. The coding region runs from base 111 to 668 and encodes 185 amino acids. Lineage: Eukaryota; Viridiplantae; Streptophyta; Magnoliopsida; Brassicales; Brassicaceae. Gene Ontology annotation, molecular function: DNA-binding transcription factor activity; DNA binding. The record is from RefSeq and is a predicted model, not a curated record.
UCGUUUGGGUCAACAAGUCAACAAAACAAAAACUCUCUCUUCUCUAUCCCUAUCUCUCUCUCUAGAUUCUCUCAUUUAGCUCUUUCUGGAAUCUCUUGAGAUUCUUGAGAAUGGCGUCGACGACGACAUGCGCGAGGGAGGUGCACUACAGAGGAGUAAGGAAGAGACCGUGGGGCCGUUACGCGGCAGAGAUUAGAGAUCCUUGGAAGAAAACUAGGGUUUGGCUUGGAACUUUCGACACUCCCGAAGAAGCUGCUCUCGCUUACGACGGCGCCGCCCGUUUCCUCCGUGGUAUCAAAGCUAAGACUAACUUCCCUCCUCCUCUCUCUCUCAACCUCAACCUCAACCUCAACGACUUUCCUCCCGCUCCCUCCGCGGAUAACCACCACAGCCAACACCACUGGUUCCCUGCUCCUCUCUCUAUCACCGACAAUCACCACCACCACCGAGUCUUUCUCCGAACUGGAGUGCUCAACGAUAAAACCUCCGAUUUCUCCUCUACAGAAGCAGCGCCGCUUUACUUCGCCAACUCGCCUGACGUUGCCACGUCAUCGUCUCGAGUGUUUGAGUUUCCGAUAAUGAGUUCUUCUCCUUCCUCCUCCUCCUCCGCAACGGCAAGACGUGGCUUAGCCAUUGAUCUUAACGAGCCGCCGCCGCUUUGGUUGUAAAACAUACAGAUGAAACGGAGACAACGGCGCCGUUUGAGCACUUUCGGUGGAACUAUUAUUGUUUUAACUUUUAAUUUCUUUUUUAGCAAAUAUCUUUUCUUAGAGUAGUAUGAGUAGUUUCCUUUUCAACUUGUCUUUUUCUUUUUGGUUAUGUAAGAGAUGGAGAUUUGUUAAUUGAUCCAUGUUGCGGGAAAAAAGAAGCUCU